This is a messenger RNA of Helicoverpa zea (corn earworm), 1286 nucleotides long. RefSeq lists its product as uncharacterized. Gene Ontology annotation, molecular function: DNA binding. Gene Ontology annotation, biological process: DNA recombination; DNA integration. The record is from RefSeq and is a predicted model, not a curated record. The transcript has 2 exons. Bases 342 to 1286 code for a protein of 314 amino acids. NCBI's taxonomy places the organism in Eukaryota, Metazoa, Arthropoda, Insecta, Lepidoptera, Noctuidae.
AAAAAACCUUCGCCUGCUUCAAAGCCUUCAGCUUCCAGGAUACAGCCCACGGUUCCACGGUCCAGCUACCAGGGAAACUGGUCGGGACCUUCUCGCUCCCAGUCAAACAGGGGAGGGGGGCGAGGAGGUCAGAAUCGGAUCAACUACCGAACUCCCCCGACGACAUCGGCAGCGGCAACGACCAGUCGGGCCAGGUACAGCCACAAGCCACGUGCUUCAACACGACGUCGAUAACCGAGGAACAUAUACCACCCACUACACAGUCAACUUACGCUGGCUGCAGCGAUACUCUCCGGCAGUCGUUCCUCGGACGUAAUAUCCCCAUAGAAUCGAUAGAUCUCAUGCUAGCAUCGCUCUCUGAUAACACUAAAAAACAAUAUAGUGUCUCAUACAAAGCCUGGUGGCAGUUUUGCAAUAUUAACAAUAUUAAUCCAUUCGAGGGUACAGUGGCAAAAGUUAUUUCUUUCCUAACGGAACAGUUUAACAAGGGUGCCUCCUACGGAUCCCUAAACUCACACAGAUCUGCACUCUCGUUAUUAUUGGGCAAUAAUAUAGGUUCUGACGAAUGUGUAAAACGAUUGUUAAAGGGAGCAUAUAAGCUUAAACCUAGUAAACCUAAAUAUACACACACAUGGGACCCACAACUAGUACUUAACCAUGUUUCUAAUUGGUACCCGAAUAGGGACUUGGACUUAUACCGGUUAACUAAAAAAUUAGUUAUACUACUUGCUUUAUGUACGGCACAAAGAGUCCAAACUCUUUCCCUUAUUAAGCUUGAAAAUAUAAAUAUAUCAUCCACUGGAAUUAAAAUAAUAAUAACAGAUAUUAUCAAGACUUCUGCUCCAGGUAGGGAACAGCCCGUACUUUUUCUUCCCUACUUUGUAGACAAUACAAAUAUUUGCCCGGCCACUGUACUUUCAGAUUACAUAUACGCUACGAAAACUCUCCGGAAUAAAAACUCUGAUAAUUUAAUAUUAACAAUUAAAAAACCCAACAGGGCGGCCACGGCCCAAACUAUUAGCCGUUGGAUAAAGUUAGUGUUGUCAGAAAGCGGUGUAGAUACAUCGAUAUUCAGUGCACACAGUACACGACACGCUUCGACCUCGUCCGCUAGUUCAGCGGGAGUGUGCAUCGACACAAUACGCAGAACCGCGGGGUGGACUAGCCGCUCACAUACGUUCGCCAAGUUCUAUAAGCUGAACAUAAUUAAUGAAGCAGAGUUUGCAGAGUCAGUAUGUCUCUCAUUUCAUUCCAACCAUACAUGCAAAUCUCAUAUCGUCUCUUAA